This is a messenger RNA of Sclerotinia trifoliorum, 1218 nucleotides long. The record is from the annotation of a GenBank genome assembly. NCBI's taxonomy places the organism in Eukaryota, Fungi, Ascomycota, Leotiomycetes, Helotiales, Sclerotiniaceae.
AUGAUCAAAUUAUUGCAAAACACUCAAGUUAAACUAACGUUAACGCACUCCCUCACUUCCUUUCAUCACUCUCAAACAAUUUUACAUGAACUUCCUCCGUCUUAAAAUUCCAGCACAGGUUAAAAUCUGCACCCAUCUUUUCCAAUCCCACCGGAAUCUAAAAAUAGUAUCAACAUCAGCAAAUAUGAGUUGGAUGGAUUCAUGGUCGCGCCCGUCAAAACAUUCCGCUGUUCCUCCACCUCUCUACUUAACAGCAGGAGAAAGUGUCCCUUACUGCUUAACAUGUGGUCGAGUCAUGAGUUAGCACCAUGAUAAAAUUCCCUUGAAUAUUUAUCUAAUGCAUUCAACAGGCACCAAAAAAGCUAGCAAAAAGUCCAAUAAUGAAGUCAAAUACUGUUCAGACAGAUGCAGGAAUCGAAAACCAGGAAAACUGGACAAAAAGAUUGAGCAAGCUAUUGUGGCACUUUUAAAUCAAGAGAAAGAAUCCGGGCUGGAGAAGACUGGCGCCAAGGAUCGUUUUGUAAAAGGUGAUCAUCGUAUUAUUGUUACAUGUGAUGAAAUCGAAGAGAUUGUAUUUGGAAGUCGAUUUGACCCUGAGAAGGUUUACGGGAGGAGAAAAAACCGAAAAAGUCGAGCAAUUGGAGGGGCGAAUGCUGAUGCAGAAUGGAAAACGGUUGAUAUGGAAAGUAGCGAGGAUUCGGCGAGCGAGGACGUCUCUCCUCAGCCUAUGGAUACUAGAACCGGCCCAAUGAUACGUCCACCUCAAACAGAGUCAGAUGUCAACUUUAGUAUUGGGGGCGAGAGGAGAAAAGCCGAGAGAACGGAGGAAUCGGCUUCUGAUAUACAGAAAAAGAAUGAUGGCCAGAGGCAGGCCGAGGAAAGGGAGAUGGUUCGAAGGGCAGCUAGAAGGGCUGUUGUCUUUGGUUUCAUUGCUGACCAGCCUCUAGAAACCGUUCCAUCUCAGGCUUCCAAGGGUUCAAAGCACAAAAAGUCGGUUAGCUGGGAGGAAAACGUCGCGAAGGAACCCAUUAGACGCAAGUGCGAAGCUUUGAUGCAAGGCUCAGUAGUUGAGCCAAGCUUUGCUAAAGGGAAUUGGUCUAUAAGAUGGCGUGAGGAGCAUAGCUAUCUAUUGUCAUAAUUGCUUGCAUACAGUAGCUGAUACCAGUGGAUUAUUUGUAGAGAAGAAUAAGAAUUUAAAAUAUCAAGAUAGUUGUGUGC